Molecule: messenger RNA, 518 nt
Organism: Salvia hispanica
Lineage: Eukaryota; Viridiplantae; Streptophyta; Magnoliopsida; Lamiales; Lamiaceae
Source: RefSeq, a predicted model, not a curated record
CCUCUCGAAUCCACCUACACUGCGCUCAAUAAUCAAUGGCUGCUUUCCUGCUCAUCACUCUCCUCCUCUCCAUCGCCGCCCACUCCAGCGCGUUGUGGUGCGUGUGCAAGGAUGGAUUAACCGAUCCACAGCUGCAGAAGGCGCUAGACUACGCAUGCGGAGCCGGCGCGGAUUGCAACCCGAUCCAUCAAAACGGGCCCUGCUUCCAACCCAACACCGUCAAGGCUCACUGCAGCUACGCCGCCAACAGCUAUUUCCAGAGAAACCGCCAACAAUCCACCGCCUGCGACUUCGCCGGCGCCGCCACCGUCACCUCCUCCGAUCCUAGCAUUUCUGGGUGUUCGUAUCCUGCAACUGCAAGUGCUUCCACCACCCCCACAACGGGGACUACGACUCCGGUCUCCGGGACGACGGGUAGCACCCCGGGCAUGACGAACCCCAACACUGGCGGACUAGGAAACCCCGUUCUAGGCCCGUCAGGGAUAAACCCAAUACUGACUUGAGUGAUGAGGGAUCCG